This is a messenger RNA of Aspergillus homomorphus CBS 101889, 1749 nucleotides long. RefSeq names its product NAD(P)/FAD-dependent oxidoreductase. Gene Ontology annotation, cellular component: cytoplasm. NCBI's taxonomy places the organism in Eukaryota, Fungi, Ascomycota, Eurotiomycetes, Eurotiales, Aspergillaceae. The record is from RefSeq and is a predicted model, not a curated record. The transcript has 2 exons. Gene Ontology annotation, molecular function: oxidoreductase activity. The coding region runs from base 157 to 1749 and encodes 530 amino acids.
CUGCAAUGGUCAGCUACACGUGGAACUUAUGGAUACUCACAUUGCACGUCGUUCAGCUACAGUAUUUAGCUUGAUCGCAUCGUGAAACCACCAUAUCCACAACUUCCAGAACAUCAACCAGUCGCAAAAUUCUUAGUAGCAAGAGCGAUCCCAACCAUGGCCUUCGUGCAAGAAGCAUUCUUCGACCCCAACGUCCCCCUCAAAAUCCGUCAAGAAGCCCUAGACCGCGCCUUCGCCGACCCAGGCCUCCCAGCACCCCGAGGCAUGCCCUCAUUCUGGCUGCAAGAGCCCCCAUUCCUCGAGCUGGCAACAGCGCAAUCCGCCUCUCUCGCCCCAGAAGCAGAGGUCGUGAUUAUCGGCUCAGGGAUCACCGGGACCUCCAUCGCCAGAACUCUACUAGCGAAUGCGUCCACCAGGAAGAGCUCUUCCGCUGUGACACGACCAGCAGUCGUCAUGCUCGACAGCCGCGAGGCCUGCCACGGCGCAACCGGGCGAAACGGAGGCCACAUCCUGGAGACAGCGGAGGAGUUCAGCUACUUCGAGGCGACGUACGGCGUGGAAGCGGCGAUCAAGACGAUGCGAUUCCGGCUCGCACAUCUCACCGAGCUUCUGCGCGUCGCGGAAGAGUAUGGGGUAAGCGAGAUAGCCCAAGCGCGGCGGGUAGAGUUCCUCAGCGUCCAUUUCGACGAAGCCAAAUGGGCAGAGACGGUCCGUUCUAUCCGGCGCCUUAAAGAGUGCAUGCCCGCCGAGACGGCGGAAUGGAAGAUCUUCGAGAAGGAUGCGAUUCCGAAGGAAUUCCACCUCGCCCCCCACGCCCGAGGCAUCAUUGCCGGCCCAGCCGGCGCAAUGUGGCCCUACCGCUUCGUCACAGGCAUGCUCGCGCGUCUAUGCGAACAACAUUCCAACGACCUCCUGAUCGAGACCAGGACCCCCGUCACGGAGAUUCACGCGCACGCAGCCACGGACGCAGGCCUGAGAUACGCGGUAACCACCCCACGGGGCACAAUCCGCGCGCGCCAUGUCGUCCACUGCACGAACGCGCACGUCGGUCACCUGGUGCCCGGACUGCGCGGCCGCAUCUACCCCAUCCAGGGGACCAUGACGGCGCAGAAGCCCGGACGCGACUUCCCGCCGCAGGGCACCCGGCAUUCGUGGCUGUUCAACUACGAGCGCGGCUUCGAUUACCUGACCCAAUUACCCGCUGCUGGGGCAGCGGCAUCUGAGACAGCGAAUAAGAUGAUGUUGGGCGGUGGGUUUGCGCAGCAUGAGGAUCGAGGGGUUUUGGCGCUGGGAGUCGCGUCGGAUGAGAGGGUACCCGCUGAUACGCUGGGGCAUUUGCGUGGAGCGCUCCGCAGGGUCUUCGACUGGGAGAACUGGGGCGAUGAGGCUAUAGACGGUGGUGAUGGUGGGAUUGAGGCCGCCUGGACGGGGAAUAUGGGCUUCAGCGCGGAUGGGUAUCCGUGGAUUGGUAGGCUGCCGGUCUCUGCUACUAGCCGUGGAGAAAAUGAGGUGAUUGGGGAUGUUCAUGGCGCCGAGUGGCUAUCGUGUGCGUUCUCAGGCGAAGGCAUGGUGCAGGCUUGGUUGUGUGGGAAAGCGGUGGGCUUGAUGGUGUUGGCGCACGAUGGCAGACUGGCUGGGGAGCAGACGGAUCUCUCUUGGGUUCCGGAGCAGAUGUUGGUGACUGAGGAGCGGAUCAAGAGGUCGGUGUUGCCUCGUCGGGUCCCUAAUCAUCGCCCGUCUCAAUUGUAA